Papaver somniferum (opium poppy) is the source of this 516-nucleotide messenger RNA. RefSeq lists its product as uncharacterized. The transcript has 2 exons. NCBI's taxonomy places the organism in Eukaryota, Viridiplantae, Streptophyta, Magnoliopsida, Ranunculales, Papaveraceae. Bases 61 to 486 code for a protein of 141 amino acids. The record is from RefSeq and is a predicted model, not a curated record.
AAUUGUGGUAUUGUAAAAAUUGUAUAUCUGAAAGUCAGGUGCCAUCCGUUGCUCUCGAAAAUGGCAUGCUCUGCAGUUCUUAGACAUCAACCAUCAGUGCAUUCUUCUAGCAUCAUCAGCAAAACCAACACCACACGCAGAUCCUCCUCCUCACUAAGACUAGUAACCAGAGCAGCAGCCGGAAAUACAGAGAAAAUGGCAACUGAGAAAAUGGGGAUUAAGAUUGAGAAGAAUCCUGAUGAAUCCAAACUCACCAGUCUUGGUGUCAGGGCUUGGCCCAAGUGGGGAUGUCCUCCAAGUAAAUUUCCAUGGACAUAUGCUUCAAAGGAAACAUGCUUUCUGUUGAAAGGGAAAGUAAAAGUCACUCCUGAUGGUUACGAUGAGUUUGUGGAGUUCGGUGCCGGUGAUUUAGUCGAAUUCCCAAAAGGAAUGAAGUGUACAUGGGAUGUUACAGAAACUGUAGACAAACACUACAAAUUUGAAUAAAAAAAUUAAUCUUUCCUUUCUUCCUCAUAA